Molecule: messenger RNA, 1017 nt
Organism: Puma concolor (puma)
Lineage: Eukaryota; Metazoa; Chordata; Mammalia; Carnivora; Felidae
Gene: SCAMP1
Product: secretory carrier membrane protein 1
Biological process (GO): protein transport
Cellular component (GO): trans-Golgi network membrane; recycling endosome membrane
Source: RefSeq, a predicted model, not a curated record
AUGUCGGAUUUCGACAGUAACCCGUUUGCGGACCCGGAUCUCAACAACCCUUUCAAGGACCCAUCAGUUACACAAGUGACAAGAAAUGUUCCACCAGGACUUGAUGAAUAUAAUCCAUUCUCGGAUUCUAGAACACCUCCACCAGGCACUGUGAAAAUGCCCAAUGUACCUAGUACACAACCAGCAAUAAUGAAACCAACAGAGGAACAUCCAGCCUAUACACAGAUUGCAAAGGAACAUGCCUUGGCCCAAGCUGAACUUCUUAAGCGCCAAGAAGAACUAGAAAGAAAAGCAGCAGAAUUAGAUCGUCGAGAACGAGAAAUGCAAAAUCUCAGUCAACAUGGCAGAAAAAAUAAUUGGCCACCUCUUCCUGGCAAUUUUCCUGUGGGACCUUGUUUUUAUCAGGAUUUUUCUGUAGACAUUCCUGUAGAAUUCCAGAAGACAGUAAAGAUUAUGUACUACUUAUGGAUGUUCCACGCUGUAACACUGUUUCUAAAUAUCUUCGGAUGCUUGGCUUGGUUUUGUGUUGAUCCUACAAGAGGGGUUGAUUUUGGAUUGAGUAUCCUGUGGUUCUUGCUUUUUACUCCUUGUUCAUUUGUCUGUUGGUACAGACCACUUUACGGAGCUUUCAGGAGUGACAGUUCAUUCAGAUUCUUUGUAUUCUUCUUCGUCUAUAUUUGUCAGUUUGCUGUUCAUGUACUCCAGGCUGCAGGAUUUCAUAAUUGGGGCAACUGUGGUUGGAUUUCAUCCCUUACUGGUCUCAACCAAAGUAUUCCUGUUGGAAUUAUGAUGAUCAUCAUAGCAGCACUUUUCACAGCAUCAGCGGUCAUCUCACUAGUUAUGUUUAAAAAGGUACAUGGACUAUACCGCACAACAGGUGCUAGUUUUGAGAAGGCCCAACAAGAAUUUGCAACAGGUGUGAUGUCCAACAAAACUGUCCAGACUGCAGCUGCAAAUGCAGCUUCAAGUGCAGCAACUAGUGCGGCUCAGAACGCUUUCAAGGGUAACCAGAUGUAG